Messenger RNA from Anguilla rostrata (American eel), 1534 nucleotides. RefSeq names its product suppressor APC domain containing 1 (gene sapcd1). The transcript is spliced from 5 exons. NCBI's taxonomy places the organism in Eukaryota, Metazoa, Chordata, Actinopteri, Anguilliformes, Anguillidae. The record is from RefSeq and is a predicted model, not a curated record. Bases 510 to 1100 code for a protein of 196 amino acids.
GUCACAUUCCACGACGUGUUACAACAGGGAGAGUUGCACUCAUUUUUCCAGUUUGACUGACAGCCUGAGCAGGAAAGUUUGUGACUCUCAUAAGAAUACCUGGUCUAUCCAGUGCCUGCCUCCUCUUCUCUGAACCGUUAAGGAACAGUGCCUGUGACCACCCGCCCCCCCAUCACCACCACCAACCCUUUUUAAAGUUCCUGAUUUCUGUCAGUGUUAUUUUCUUUCUCUGCUGACCCCUGUCUCUCUCUGUCAAUAAGCCAGCCAUCGCGACGACACGUGGAAUUUUUCAUUAGCUUGCCCUGCAGCUGUUUAUUGCCUGUGCACUCUUUUCCACCCUCCCUCCCUCUCUCGCUCUCUCUCCCUCCCUUUCUCACGCUCUCGCCUUCCCUCACGUUCUCUCGCACUCUCUCGCUCCCUCCCUCUGUCACAGUCUCUCUCUCUCCCUCUGUCCCCUGUGCUGGUGUCUGGCUCUCCAUUAGCCCGAGCGGGCAGCUUGGGAUCGGCCAAUGGCGGGGUCCUACACUGUGGUUAUCAUCCCCCUGCACAGCAACCUUCACAGUCUGGACGCUCUCCGCUUCUUCCUCUGGCUGAAGAGGCUGAAGGACCUGGAGCAGGAGAAGGACUGCCUGUGGGCCGGGCUGCAGGUCCUGGAGCAGGCCCGGCUGUGGUACGAGGGCCGGCUGCAGGAGAACCGGGAGAGGCAGUGCUUUGCCGGGGAUGGCACGUGGGGCGAGGCGUUUCCUCCUGCGUGCUGCAGACAUCGGAGUGGCCAGAGGAGCUGCCAGAAGCACAGGACUCCGUGGAUGCAUGGGAGUCUUCCGUCAUUUAAUGACAACCCUUCCAGAUCGUGUCUGCUCAGGUCUUGUGUUCAGAGGGUAAAUGGAAGUCUGGGUAAUCUCAUGUGUGACCCCAAAGUGGCUGCUGGCCCAUGCCCAGAAGAGAGGGCAGAUUCCAUCUCCAACCUCCGAUGGCAGAACACGUUGCUAAUACAGGAGGUGAGUGAUAAGAGCCGGGAGAUCUCCAGGCUGGAGGAGGAGAGAGACAGUCUUCUCCAGCAGCUCGUGGUAUCAGCUUCCAUGGUUUUGCCUGACCGGUGAUUUUGAUGUCCUUCACAAGUGAUUCUGAUCUUGAGACAUGUAGCAGCCAUGUAGGAGAGAAGUGUUGAAAUUGUCCCUAAUCACUGAUGGAGGAUCAGUAUCACUGUUUAACGCUGAAUGGUUGGAAGUUAAGAUUGUCGGCCUGGAAGCUGAUCCUGGAUCUGUUGGCAGCAACUCCAGGACAACAACAGAACAGAACAGAUGCAUUGUGGGAAACCAAAUAUUUGUAAUGGUGAAUCACACACAGUAGAUGGCAGCAGUUGCCCAACUUCAUGCACACAAACGUGUGAUGCAUGAGUAAAAGUGGAAUUCAUGCACACAUAUCAUCCCAGAUGCAUAUAAUUUAUAUGUUAAUACAUAAAAAUUGACAAUGUUUUGAUGUUUACGCACAGGAUUUUAUGCUUAUGUACAAAUAAAUUUGUUUGGGUACAUUA